This is a messenger RNA of Laetiporus sulphureus 93-53, 783 nucleotides long. RefSeq lists its product as uncharacterized. The transcript is spliced from 4 exons. The coding region runs from base 155 to 736 and encodes 193 amino acids. The record is from RefSeq and is a predicted model, not a curated record. NCBI's taxonomy places the organism in Eukaryota, Fungi, Basidiomycota, Agaricomycetes, Polyporales, Laetiporaceae.
GAGAGCCCUUGUCGUUUGCUCAAGAAAUUCCAUAAACUGGCGACGUUCUUCCAAAUUGUUUUGUAACGGAAAACAUAGCGAACGCGAUCAACAGCUCAACUAUAGCCUCGGAAGAUGCUUGCAAACCUCCAAACAAUCCACGGUCCAAUCCGCAAUGCGCGCUCCUCCCACAUGGCAAUGUGACGCCUCGCCCUCGCUCACAUAUAAAACGCUUGCUUUCCGACCGCCAUGGCUCCCGCACCGCAGCGUGGUCGCUCCCCACCUUCGCGUCCCGUUCGCCAUGAUCAUCCCCUUGCCCGCCGAAGAUGCGUCUGUGGCUGACCAUCACGCCCAUGUCUCAGAGUCAGACUCUAGCCCGAAUACCCCCGUUCACAUGCCAUCCACCCUCUGCGACACCUUCUGCGAGGGGUCGUCUUCGUCAUACUCGGCCUCUGUGUCUGAUAACGAUCCCUCGGCCUAUCACCAUGAGCAUCGUGCGAACCAGUUACCGAGCGAGGUCAAUGAACGCUGGGGCUUUCCGUCCCAGGCAUUGAACCCCGUCACGCGUAAUACCUUGGGACUAUAUCUCCCACAAGGCAGGAACCAGUCAAUGCUGGGGUCGCUUCAGGUUUCCGGUCUAUCUUCCUGGGACUCUUCUCCGAUUAAUGCUGUGCAGCCGACCACGGACGUGUCGUCUCAUGCGUCGCCAGCAAGGACGUCUUCAGUAACUUUCAUAUCUGUAGUCGAUCGUCGCUGAACGUUGAACUCCCGAUAAUCUCUUGUGCACCCUUGUGUCAGCCGAUC